AUGCUUUUCUGCCGGCAAAGAGUGCACUUGGGCCGAAGCGCCACGAAGGACAAGGAAGCUGCGGGCGCCCUCGUCGAACAGAAGAUCGAUGGGCUCGUUGCUAAACUCGUCCAUGCCGCUGCUGAAACUGAACUCACAACCGACUUUGCAAGUGCAUCACAGCCGACUCCUGUAGAAACCAGAGCAGAGACGUGGCAGAAACGGGGAGUAAUUAACGUCACACCGGGAAGCUGGAUACCGACACCAUCUUUCGAGACCGGUACCUUGCAGCAUGAGAACAGCACCGAGGCCGCGUCAGAAAGUGCUGAAGCCGAUCGACAGUACCUCGAAAGUCUUCGCAGCAUACACAGAUACAGUGAUCGUGAAGAUGCUCCUCCGGCUCCUGAGGGGUUUUUUAGGCCGUCAAAACGCCCCGAAGCACCCAUUGAACACGAAAUUGUUCAACAAAUGCUGUGUUCAGGUGAAGCUGACGUAUUGUUGAACGAGUAUCGUAACAUGUCGGCAACGUUCCCUUUCGUAAUGCUACCUCCGCAGAUCACUGCUGAACAGUUGCACGAGCACAGACCUAUGCUCUUACUGGCUGUCAUUCUGGUAUCAUCAUGGAAAGAACACACACGCCAGAUGCAGCUUGAUGGUGUCUUUCGCACAGAACUUGCUCAUCGAACGAUUAUCCAACCCCGCAGGACACUGGGCCUAGUUCAAAGUGUAUUGGUCUACUUGUCAUGGUAUCACUUCGUUUUUAGCCACAAAACACAGCAGAUAUUCUUCUUACACAACCUCGUCACAGGACUGGCGCUCGAUAUUGGUCUGCAUCAAGACUUCCAACCUAUUGGCUUUCCAAUGCCACAGCGGCCUAAAGCUCCACCGCCACCGCCUGGAGAGUUGCGCGAGAGACAUCGUGCUUUCCUGGGUUGUUAUUACCUUUCUUCCAUGGUCGCUACAGGCUUACAGAAGCCAAACCUGUUAAAACAUAACUCUAUCAUGUCAGAAUGGGCGCAAAGCUUGAAACAGAAUCGAGAGUACGAGACGGACGAGACUAUCAAUCUGCUCAUAUCUUUACGGCAGAUCGAUGACCAAGUACAAGAUGCGCUCUUCACAGCCGAUGGUUCGCAGCUCCCAAUUUCCGAUGGGCGAGCAUUGAUGCAUGUCCGAUUUAUAGAUGCACAACUCGAUACAUGGAAGAGAGAAUGCGACGGUGUUGCAUCACAAAGACUACUCGAACUUUCUUUCUCGUACGCUAAGAUGCAACUACAUAGCGUAGCUCUUCGCUCGUCGCCCUCGGAGCUACCGGCGUCGGUACGUUCAUCGCAAAUCAACAGCUUACUCUCGUCACUUGAGGCCGGCAAACGAUUCUUGGAUACACUCCUUUCGUUUCCAGCUCAAGAGUAUCACCUGAUAUCGUUCUCGGAAUGGAUGCGUUUGCCCGCGGUCAUUAUGACGGUCGCCAGACUAUGCAUCCCCUCUGAACAACAUGCCACCAUCGGAUGGGACACUCAAGCUGCGCAAGACAGGGUGCGCCUAGAUCUCUGCCUUGAGUCAAUCUGCUAUCGAAUGUCAACCCUAACGGCCUUUGAUAAGACAAAGCGGCCUGAGACUGACUUCUGGCACGCUAUGCAAAUGAUCAAUGAUCUGACGAAGAAUUGGUACAUUCACAAGAUCCGACCGGAGCGACCUAGCCAGACACCAUCAAUGCCCACAUCCGGCGACUCGAUCGAGCACAGUGUAAGCGAGGGCUCAUGCCCUAUCACUGGCGCACCUAGAGUGCAUUCAACCCACCAUGCGAGCGACCGAUACAACCACUUACCUGACACCAACUAUAUGGAUGAGUUCAACAUGGAAAGACCUCCCGACACUGAGGCCAACAGCGACCCUUUUGCGCUUAUGAGAAGUGCCGAUUUCGACAUGGGCCAGUUCUUCGAUAUGGCAGGGAGCAUUUGGGGGGAGGACAGCUACAACAGCUAUGCUGGCAUGUCGUUUGGAGGUGGUGGUCAGUUCUGA
Alternaria arborescens is the source of this 1998-nucleotide messenger RNA. RefSeq lists its product as hypothetical. Gene Ontology annotation, cellular component: nucleus. Lineage: Eukaryota; Fungi; Ascomycota; Dothideomycetes; Pleosporales; Pleosporaceae. Gene Ontology annotation, biological process: regulation of DNA-templated transcription; DNA-templated transcription. The transcript is spliced from 4 exons. The record is from RefSeq and is a predicted model, not a curated record. Bases 1 to 1998 code for a protein of 665 amino acids. Gene Ontology annotation, molecular function: DNA-binding transcription factor activity, RNA polymerase II-specific; zinc ion binding; transcription cis-regulatory region binding.